CCGGAUGUUCUGUGUCGUACUCCGGCUAACUGACUGCUUGUGUCACUCAGUCGAUCGAUGGUGCCGCUGCUGAGCAGAAAAACGGCCGAAAAGAUUUGUAAAUUGGCACCAACAAGAGAAUUAAUUAUUCAAUUAAACCUUAACCGUCAAGAGGAAUAAACCUAUACCAGGAGUUUGUUCUGAAGUGACCUGCCUCAAUCAUCACUACAGUUUUGAAGUCUGUGUCCAGUGACAAAAUACGGCCCACUGAGUGCAACUUGGGGCAGCAGCAAUGUCGGGCUCUUACGAUGACUCCAUGAUCGAUGUCUCCAGUGAUAGCUUCUGGGAGGUUGGAAACUACAAACGAUCAGUAAAACGAGUAGACGAUGGCAACCGACUCUGUAAUGAUCUGAUGAGCUGUCUCCAUGAGCGGGCUCGUAUUGAAAAGUCCUACGCACAGCAGCUCACAGAAUGGGGGAAGCGCUGGCGGCAACUCAUAGAAAAAGGCCCUCAAUAUGGUACGUUGGAGCGGGCCUGGUCUGCUCUGUGCACAGAGGCAGAGAAGGUGAGCGAGCUCCACAUGGAGGUGAAAUCGGCACUGAUGGGAGAAGACUUCGAGAAGCUGAAGAACUGGCAGAGAGACUCCUACCACAAACAGAUGAUCGGUGGCUUCAAAGAGACUAAAGAGGCUGACGACGGCUUCCGCAAGGCUCAGAAACCGUGGGCAAAGAAACUCAAAGAGAUGGAAACGAUAAAGAAGUCUUAUCACUCUGCCUGUAAAGAAGAGAAGCUGGCAGCUAGCAGGGAAACCAACAGCAAACUGGAGAGCAACAACAACCCCGAAUCCCAAAAGAAGCUCCAGGAAAAGGUGGAGAAGUGUCAUCAGGAAGUGCAGAAGACUAAAGAGCGAUAUGAGAAAUCCCUGGAAGAACUCGACAAGUUGACCCCUCAGUAUAUGGAGAACAUGGAGCAGGUGUUUGAGCAGUGGCAAGAGUUUGAUGACAAACGAAUCUGCUUCUUCAGAGAGCUGCUGCUGGAGGUGAAACAGCACCUGGAUCUCUCAACAAAUCACAGAUUCCAGACAAUCUACCACACGCUGGAAGACACAGUUUCUGCUACUGAUGCUGAAGAUGACCUGAAAUGGUUCCGGUCCAAUCACGGCCCCGGCAUGCCAAUGAACUGGCCACAGUUUGAGAAUUUGGAUUGGUCCCAUCCUCGCACCUUUAAGAGAAGGUCCAUUGUAGACUGGUCCAUAGACCUGAACCGAACCCUCAGCAGACGAGAAAAGAAAAAGCCAUCAGAGGGCGUCACACUGACGGGCAUCAGUCAAACUGGGUCUGACCAGCCUGUUCAGCCUGCCAAGACCAGCAGCAGCCUGACUGUGCCCACUAGCACAGCACCAGUGGGCUCAAACCCCUUUGAUGAAGAUGAAGAAGAUGAUGAGGAGGAGGAGGAGGAGGAGUUGGCCGUAGCCGUAGAGCAGCAGCAGCAGGAGGAGUUGGCCGUAGAGCAGCAGCAGACUACAGUCAACCACAUCAGUGUGAAUAAAGAGGAAAUAAAAACUGCGAGCAGUAUGGAAAAGACUACAGACUGGUCAGAUGAAGACACAGGUGCAAACCCUUUCUCUGCCAACGGUAAUGGAAAUCCAUUCGAAGACGAGCCGGCUUCUCCAGUCGUAUCUGUGCCUGUCAAAGCCCUCUAUGACUAUGAAGGACAGGAGCAGGAUGAGCUGACCUUCAAAGCAGGGGAUGAGUUCACCAAAAUUGGCGAAGAAGAUGAUCAGGGUUGGUGCAAAGGCCGGCUCAAGGAGGGACAAACGGGCCUCUAUCCUGCUAACUAUGUGGAAGACAUCCAGUAAUGAAUGAUCAUAAAUGUGAAUAAAGAAGAAAGUGGUGUGUUGCAAAAUGACAGUGCCGCUGGAAACGAGAAGGCGCCGCCUUAUUUUUAACCCUUUUCUCCUUGUUGGUGAAGACUGAACUGUUGUUGGGGAGGGACGGAGAAGAGAAGUUGCAGAUUAUGAAAGGACCACUUGAGAUGUUGAUGCUUGCCACAGAUUGACAGUACAAAGAUGGAAAUUAACCACAAAUUUCCAGAUGAUUCCAGGCGAAUAAGAUCGCAGAGAAAAAUUGCUGUCAGUGUAAGAUAUGUUAUGUUACUUAGAAUCCCAUUUAUGCUGUUACAAAAAUAAUAGCCUUUCAAGUAUAUAUAUAUAUAUUAGAUUAUGUCUGAAUUUAUAUAUUGUUUAAACAAAACACUGGGAUGACACAUGACAAAUCGUCUUGCGAUGUUACAUGCAGCCUUAAGAUGCAAGGCACUCAUUAAGGGAGAUGACCCUUUUUAUAACUAUAAUCUAUUUUAGGUUUGAAACCAUUUCUGCCUGUUAGAAUCCAGUCCAUAAAUGUUAAGUGUUUAGAUUCUUCUUUUAGACGAAGUAAAGCCCUUUUUGUUGACAUUGCUGUGUCAGAUUUAACCUGAUUUAAAAUGAGUGCUUACAUUGUUCUGCCAUUCCUUUCAGGGUUCUGUGUUUCCACUCAGUUAAUUUACUGUUCUGGUUGUUUUAUAAGGAAUGAUGAUCAGUCGAGCCUUAUCCUGACGACGUCUUCAUUUAGUUCAGUGUGUUGGUUCCUUUAGUCACCGCAAUUGAAUGUAUAUUCACUGAUUGUAUUUUCUCACUUACUGAAUUCACUUUUGCUGACGUUGGUUUUUUUUUCGCAAGCACUGACCCAUUAACCCCCCCCACCCCCCCUGAAUCACACGAAUCUCUACUUUCUGUUGAUUUUGUAGAUUGUAAUACUAUAUAGGUUAUUUUUCAUGCAACACUGAAGGUUUUUCAAAAAUGUUUCUCACUUGAAUCUCCAUGUUUUUAAUUAUCUCACUUGUUAAAUGGCAAGUCAUGGGAGAAUAUUUUAGUGUUUUUGUUUUGUUUUGAAAGUAUAAUACAAUUUAUAUAGCAAUAAAACCACAGCCAGGUAUGUCAUUGCAUACAUGCAUGUAAAUAGCCUGAAUGAAAAAUAUUAGAACAAAUUAAGCAUUGAAAUUGAAAUUGAUGAUUGUUAAUUUAUGAUGCCACAAGUGCUUUUGUUAUACUCUUGUUAGAAUGAUGUGACUGAGAAUCAGUUUGUAUAGUAAUUGAAUGGUUUUUUUGGCAAAUAUCCCUUGGAUAUGUUUGUAAAUAUGAUUUGUUUUCCCAUCACAGAGGGCCAUACUCAUUGAAUUAAUUAACAAAUAUGUGAAUACUUGUUAAUUUUCCGUUUUGGAGCUAUGUUAUGAAUAGACCUGAUUUCAUAACCUUAUUACAUGUGUUUGGAUCAUUGUGUUUUGUAAGCUUGCAUUUUUGCAAAGUUGUGCAAGCUCCAAAUUAAUUAAUUGCCCAGUACAUCAAUGAAAUCAUUGGGGGGAAAAAGCUAUUUGAUGUCUUUAACUGCAGAACAAGUGAAAGUUUAAUUUAGUUGUCUAUAAUAAUAGUGAGAAAGACAUUUUGCCAUGUUUUCAGGGCAUGCUGUCAUCAAAACGCAGCAACAGCUGUACUUGCACAGUAAGGUUUGUAAAUGUUGUCCCACAACAUAAUAAAUGAAUUUAUUGGAAAGAA
Molecule: messenger RNA, 3568 nt
Organism: Cottoperca gobio
Lineage: Eukaryota; Metazoa; Chordata; Actinopteri; Perciformes; Bovichtidae
Gene: pacsin2
Product: protein kinase C and casein kinase substrate in neurons 2
Exons: 13
Coding region: 272-1837 (521 amino acids)
Biological process (GO): plasma membrane tubulation; cytoskeleton organization; regulation of endocytosis
Cellular component (GO): endosome; cytoplasm; plasma membrane
Molecular function (GO): protein binding; phospholipid binding
Source: RefSeq, a predicted model, not a curated record